Molecule: messenger RNA, 7246 nt
Organism: Zalophus californianus (California sea lion)
Lineage: Eukaryota; Metazoa; Chordata; Mammalia; Carnivora; Otariidae
Exons: 21
Biological process (GO): regulation of transcription by RNA polymerase II
Molecular function (GO): RNA polymerase II cis-regulatory region sequence-specific DNA binding; DNA-binding transcription factor activity, RNA polymerase II-specific
Source: RefSeq, a predicted model, not a curated record
CUCACCUCGAGCCACUCCAGGGUUAGCUCCAAACAAGCCGAGCAGAGCCACGCCUACCACAGGCUCCCCCUACUCUCCGCGGGGAGGUUAAAGUCCAGCUUGCGUGGGAACAAACUCAAAACUGUUAAAAGAUACAAGUUCUAAAAGAAUCUUGGGUGAGGCUCCAUUCUUCACUGUGGGCAAGCUUAGCGCAGUCAACCAAGACAAGCUACAUGGGAGGUAGCUUCACCCUUUCCACCUCUAGACUACAUUUCCCAGAAGUUCUUGCGGCUCUAAUCAACUUCCGUGAGAACGCGGCAACCUUUUUCUAUUUCUUGGGAAACAUGUGGCUCCCAGGCACUGGCAGGGCCCAUGGAGGAACCGUAUCUCCAGGAUGUGUGGGCUGUCUCCUGUGGGAACCCGACUCGGAGACUGCAUUUGGAGGUAGAAGACCCCCUGCAGCGAUCUGGAGAGGGGGAGCAGGGAUAUCGGCUUGGCCCAGGUUUAUGCGCGGGCAGUAAAGCGAAGCGCCAGGCGCCAUCUUGUCUGAGCCGACCUGCUUCCGGACUACACUUCCCAGAGGCCUCCGGAGGAACAGGGCCGCUCCUUCACUCGCCUGCCCGAUUCUCGGCCUCCCGGCAAGGGGAACUACAAGGAAAACAGCCCCAAGGAGGACUGAUCCUCUCCUGCAAUACUGAAAGCCAUGGCCCAGGGAUCAAUGGUGUUCAGUGAUGUGUCUAUAGACUUCUCACAGGAGGAGUGGGAGUGCCUGGACCCUGGUCAGAGGGACUUGUACAGAGAUGUGAUGUUGGAGAACUAUAGCAAUCUGCUGUCAAUGGGACUUUACAUUCCUAAGCCUCAAGUUAUCUCCUUAUUGGAACAAGGAAAAGAGCCCUGGAUGGUUGGCAGAGAGCUGACAAGAGGCCUGUGUUCAGAUCUGGAAUCAAUGUGUGAAACCAAGUUACUGUCUCUGAAGAAGGAAGUUUAUGAAAUAGAAUCUUGCCAGAGGGAGAUAAUGGGGCUUACAAAGCAUGGCCUUGAGUACUCCCGUUUUAGAGACAUUGUGGAAUAUAGAAACCACUUUGAAAAACAACUGGGAUAUCAAAGUGGGCAUUUCAGCCAAGAAAUACUCACUCAUGAAUACAUGCCCACAUUUAUUCAACAGACAUUCUUUACUCUACAGCAAAUAAUUAACAAUGAAGAGAAACCCUAUGAAUGUAAGAAAUGUGGAAAGGUCUUUAGUCAGAAUUCACAGUUUAUUCAACAUCAGAGAAUUCAUAUUGGUGAAAAAUCUUAUGAAUGUAAGGAGUGUGGGAAAUUCUUUAGUUGUGGCUCCCAUGUUACUCGACAUCUGAAAAUUCAUACUGGUGAAAAACCAUUUGAAUGUAAGGAAUGUGGCAAGGCUUUCAGUUGUAGCUCAUACCUUUCUCAGCAUCAGAGAAUUCAUACUGGUAAGAAGCCCUAUGAAUGUAAGGAAUGUGGGAAGGCCUUUAGCUAUUGCUCAAAUCUUAUUGACCAUCAGAGAAUUCACACUGGUGAGAAACCCUAUGAAUGUAAAGUAUGUGGGAAAGCCUUUACUAAGAGCUCACAACUUUUUCAACAUGUGAGAAUUCAUACUGGUGAGAAACCCUAUGAAUGUAAAGAAUGUGGCAAAGCUUUUACUCAGAGCUCAAAGCUUGUUCAGCAUCAGAGAAUUCAUACUGGUGAAAAACCGUAUGAGUGCAAGGAAUGUGGCAAAGCCUUUAGUAGUGGCUCAGCGCUUACUAAUCAUCAGAGAAUUCACACUGGGGAGAAACCCUAUGAUUGUAAGGAAUGUGGGAAAGCUUUUACUCAGAGCUCACAACUUCGUCAACAUCAGAGAAUUCAUGCCGGUGAGAAACCCUUUGAAUGUCUUGAAUGUGGGAAGGCCUUUACUCAGAACUCACAACUUUUUCAACAUCAGAGAAUACAUACAGAUGAAAAACCGUAUGAAUGUAGUGAAUGUGGAAAGGCCUUUAAUAAAUGUUCAAACCUUACACGACAUCUGAGAAUUCACACUGGUGAAAAGCCCUAUAACUGUAAGGAAUGCGGGAAGGCAUUUAGUAGUGGCUCAGAUCUCAUUCGUCAUCAGGGAAUUCAUACUGAUGAAUGCUUGAUAGUCUUAGCUUUUAACUUAGUCCUCCCCCGGCCCCACUGCCUUAUCUGCAAGGGAUAUGGUUCCAAGACCCUCAGUGAAUGCCUGAAACUGCAGCUAACCGCGGAGGCACGUGUCUGUUCUUGGGCGGGUGGGUCCAGCCCCCACGAGCGGGACCACCACGGCUUAGACUUUGGGUUCACCUACGCGGGCCUCGCCUCAGGGAGGGGUACCGAGCGCGCCCCCGGCCUGCGCGGGGGCUUCUGGGAGUUGUGGUCCAGCCGCCAGGCCCCCGCGCGGGGGCACCAGCUGCAGGGCCCUCUCGGUCUGCCGCGCGGGUGGGCUGGGCCGUUGCCGGGCACGCGGCCCAUGAACGUCUCGUACUGGCCUCCCUGCCCAAGACCUCCCAGGCGGUCGCCCGGAGAGGUGAGUCCCCCAGUCUUACGGGCUGAGGGCGGCGGCAAUAGGGAGAGUACCGGGUCGUGCGAAGGGGGACCAGGGAAAACCGAACGUCCGGAACUCGCGGGGUCUGGGGGGCGACAUAAGGGGGUUCUUGGUUCUAUUGAGAUGCGACGGUUGGCUGCGACUGCGUGUUCCCAGGUGAGAGUGGAUCUGCACAGACUGGGUGUCAGGGAUGAGAAUGAUGGGAUUCUCCCUUGGCAGGCAUCUCCAAGAGAAAAACCCUACAGUGGUCCCCAGUGUGGCCAAGACUUCAGGCAGCUCAGAAACCUUCUACUUCACCAGCAAACCCAUACAGGAGAGAAGCCCUCUCCAUACGAUGGGCGUGGAAGAGCCUUCAGGGUAAGGACAGCAGACCUUAACUUUCCCAGGCUCCUUCCCAGAGAAAAGGCCUACCAAAGCAUGGAGCGUUCCAGAGUAUCCAACUCAGGAUCCACUCUGAGAAGGCACAGGAAGGACCACAUGGGAAAGAAACCUCACACGCGUGAGGAAUGUGGGAAGGGCUUCAGCUGCAGUUCCAACCUGUCCAUCCACUGGCGCGUCCACACGGGCGAGAGCCCUUCAGGUGCCAAGACUGCGACAAGGACUUCAGCUGCAGGGCAGCCCUGCAGACCCACCAGAACCCCAUUGAUAAUGAGACCUGCUGUGUGCAAAGUCAGGUCUCGGAGUUCAGGGGUCGUAACACCUGGACGAGGACAGGGGGUCUCCAGCGCCGAGUGCAAAUCUCCUAGACGAUUCAGCCAACAGCGCGAAAGAUUGCAAAGUCAGGGUGAAGCGCCCAGAGGAAGCGUUCUUGCCUGGACUUCCAUCCUUACGCUGGGCUGGGAGGAGACCGCUGGACGUGGGACGUUCGGGUCCGCCCUGCGUGCCUGGGAAUUCGGCUGUCGCGACGGCGCGAGUCGGGACUCGGGCUGGAAACCCAAGCGGUUAAACCUCCAGCUCUUUCUGGUUUCCAGCCGGACUGGGGGGGCGCCCGCGCAGAGGCUGAUCCACAGGGUUUCUGACGUCCGACUGGCAGGGUCUUGGAUUUAUUUCAUAGCUUUGGAUGAGAGGCUUCAUACAGGCUUAGGUCCCUAUGCCAAAUGCAAUUUUAUCCUUGGAACACCACGGCGACCACUGGUGCAUGUUCAUUCAGACUCCGAAAUCUCUGAGAAAACUCGAGAUUGCAAGGCUCCGAAAUCUCUGAGAAAACUCGAGAUUAUGAGGUUAAAUAGCCUGGAAGGAUCAGAGCGAAUUUGCCCUAAGGACGUGCGUGGCCGGUGUCGCUCCUAUCCCGGAGUCCCAACAGAGUGUCACUCCACUGCUUCGUUCCGCAAGAUCUUUGCCCUGAGCUGCGCCCACUCGCCCCAUUCCGGACCCUGGUUUCUGCUCCUGGAAGGGCACACAGUGCGGAGCCUUGGCGUGGGUUACCCCAACUCACCCGUACCGCUGAAGCUUCGUUGCAUGAGAGGUGCAGAUGCCAGAGUCACCCGGCCGUUGGCGAAGCCUGCUCGCCCACCACCUCUCCAUCCCAAAGACUACACUCUCCAGAGACCCGCGCUGCCACUUCCGCUGUCCCUGGCGUUCUCCUUGCUGAGGAGUUUACGUAGCCGGAGCACUUCCGGUUGGUGGGUCCCGCCCACUCGCUGGGCUCUGGAUGGGAAUUGGGUUGUGCUGGUGAUUUCUGUAACACUGAACCCCCAGGUGUGGGGCUCCGGAGCCGACCCCGCCUUGACUGGUGGAGAGGGGCUUUUCCAUCUAGGCACGCUCUCGUUUCUUUUCACAUCCCCAGGUCUAUCUUCUGAGACCUUGCCCUUCUCCAAGGACAGCAUUCAGGAGACCAGGAAAAUGGCCACGGGGCUCCUGAAAGCCAAAAAAGAGGCAUUCGUGGCAUUCAGGGAUGUGGCUGUGGACUUCACCCAGGAGGAGUGGAGGUUGCUGAGCCCAGCUCAGAGGACUCUGCACAGGGAAGUGAUGCUGGAGACCUACAAUCACCUGGUCUCACUAGAAAUUCCAUUUUCCAGACCAAAACUCAUUUCUCAGCUGGAGCAAGGGGAAGAGCCCUGGAUAGAGGAGAGACAGCAUCCACUGGGCCUCUGUCCAGGAUCAAAGCUAAACAUUCAACCUUGUCCCCACUACCCACUGGCAUUCGCUAGUCAGCAAGGCCUCAGCCAGCAUGUGUGGUUCAGUCACCUUCCUCAGCUCUUCUCAAGUUUAUGUGCAGGAAACCAUCUCCCCCCGGGGAAGCACUAUCCAGAAGAUCAAAACCAGCAGCAGAAGCAACUCUUUGGUCAAACUUGCUGGGGUGACAAAGCAGAAAUUCAAGAGACAGAAGAAGACUCCAAGCCCUUGUUGGGGAGAGUAAGCAAAAGAGGCACUUCAGAGGCGUUGUCCAGCCCACGGCAAGAACAGCCAGUAAGGUCCAAGCAAGACAACACAGCGAUGGAUACAGGGCCCAGCCAAGACCAGAGGACAGUCCUUGGGGGAACAGACAAAGUGUUGCAUGGUGUAGAAGUCUCAGGAUUUGGAGCAAUCAAAUAUGGGGAGUUUGGCCUGGGCUUUAUGAGGGAGUCAAACCUGCUCAGCCUCCAGAAGAUGCACAUAGGGGAGACACCUUAUGUGUACUCCGAGUGGGGACAGAGCUUUAGCAAUAUGUCAACCCUCAUCAAAAACCAGAGGACAUCCUCUGGGGACAAGCCUUAUGUGUGCAAGGAAUGUGGACGAGGCUUUACCUGGAAGUCAAACCUCAUCACACACCAGAGGACACACUCAGGGGAGAAACCUUAUGUGUGCAAGGAGUGUGGACGAGGCUUUACUUGGAAGUCAAACCUCUUCACACACCAGAGGACACAUUCAGGGGUCAAGCCGUAUGUGUGCAAGGAAUGUGGGCAGAGCUUUAGCCUGAAGUCAAACCUUAUCACACACCAGAGGGCACACUCGGGGGAGAAGCCUUAUGUUUGCAGGGAGUGUGGGCAUGGCUUUCGCCAGCAUUCACAUCUCAUCAGACAUAAGAGGACACAUUCGGGAGAGAAGCCGUAUGUGUGCAGGGAGUGUGAGCAAAGCUUUAGCCAGAAGUCACACCUCAUUAGGCACUUAAGGACACACACAGGAGAGAAGCCUUAUUUAUGCACAGAAUGUGGGCGCCAUUUUAGCUGGAAAUCAAACCUCAAGACACACCAGAGGACACACUCAGGGGUUAAACCUUAUGUAUGCCUGGAGUGUGGGCAGUGCUUUAGCCUGAAGUCAAAUCUCAGCAAACACCAGAGGUCACACACAGGGGAGAAGCCAUUUGUGUGCAGGGAAUGUGGGCGGGGCUUUACCAGGAAAUCAACCCUUAUCACACACCAGAGGACACACUCAGGGGAAAAGCCAUUUGUAUGCAGGGAGUGUGGGCGAGGCUUUAAUGAUAAGUCAACCCUCAUUUCACACCAGAGAACACAUUCAGGGGAAAAGCCUUUCAUAUGCAGGGAGUGUGGUAAAAGGUUUAGCCAGAAGCCAAACCUCUUUAGGCACAGGAGGGCACACUCAGGUAGCAUACCCUUUGUGUGCAGGGAGUGUGGGCAAAGCUUUUGUGAUAAGUUAACUCUCAUCACACACCAGAAGGCACACUCAGGGGGGAAGCCUCACGUGUGCAGGGAGUGUGGGCAAGGCUUUGGCCGGCAGUCACACCUUAUUAGACAUCAGAGGAUACAUUCAGGAGAGAAGCCUUAUAUUUGUAGGAAGUGUGGGCGAGGCUUUAGUCGGAAAUCAAACCUCAUCAGACAUCAGAGGACACACUCAGGAUAGAAACCUUGUAUGUACGAGUGUAGUGAAAUCUUUAACCAAGACUCAUACCUCGUGAGAUGCCAGAAGUCACACCUAGGGCUGUGGCUUUAGUAGUAAGUCAACCAUUGCCAGACACCAAAGUGGAGACAUCUUAUGUGUGACAGCAGUGUUCACGAGCCUCAUGGUAAGAGUCAACAUCUCCAGGCCACAUGAAGGAGAACUGCUGGCUCAUUUUCAGGAGCUCUGGCAUGCCCUGGUGGGGGUGGUGGGUUGUGGAAGAUCUGUCAGGUAACGUGAUGGAAGGGGUACUUUUAAGUAGGUUGAAAUUAGGGAAUGGAGGCUCUUCUAAUGUCAUUUCCCAAGAAUACUUGGACACUCCUUAUACAGUAGCCUGGAUGUUAGAGAAACAGCGACACUAGAGCUCAUCUCUUAAUGUCUGCCUUACCUUCUGAGAACAAGAGACUUGACAGAAACCAUGGCUGACUUAAUCUUGGUUUCCCAGAGCAUGACCCAGCAGAGUCAGCUUCAGGGAGAGUUUGGGAAAUGGUGAAUUCAUGGGAUCAGAGAUGGUGCAUGGGUAGAAGAAGGUUUUAUCAUGCAAAGAGCUGACUGGUGAGAAAGACUGUGACUAUCCUGGUUUUGGGAAGAAGUAACCGUUUUUGCUUGUUUCCUGGGGCCCUCUCUGGUUUCCAAGUUGAAUCCAUUUUGAAGAUAUUUUUAUUUACUGGUGUAUUUAGAUUAGAAAUGUAUCCUAUGCUUUCAUGAAGAAAACACCCAUAUAUGGGAAUAGAAAAUGAAAUUACUUCCUAUUCUUCUUUGAAUUACCAUACUACAUCCCACAGGUAAUUCUUUGGUUUAAAUCUUUUUUUUUUUUUUUUUUUUUUUUUAAAGAUUUUAUUUAUUUAUUUGAGAGAGAAUGAGAGAUGAGAGCACGAGAGGGAAGAGGGUCAG